AUAGCAGUAAUUAAUCGGGCAAUGAAUCGGAACUAUGGUUGAGAAGCAGGCGUAGGGGAGUUGAAGAGGCCGAAAAAAAAGCAGCAAAGCAAAGCGUCCGGAAGUGAAGUGGGUGGUCAUAUGUGCAGAGUAUGAGUGUGUGUAUUUGGACUAUCGCUUCUUCCUUGAAUUAACGCAUCUGCCUUUACUAACCCGUCAAAUAUAAAAAUACCAUUCGUAAAAGAGAAAGGCGAGAAAAUGAUGAAUCGAGGUCGAGGUCGAGGUCGCGGUGGUGGAGUUGCUGUGAAAGAAUGGGUUCUGAAAAAGGUUGAGUCCAAGCCAACUGUCAUCACUGAGCGAUCUUCACCUGCAACUGCCCAUGUCAUGGACUCUAAUGAUGUGAAGCAGGGGUCUGUGGAAGGUUUAAAUUGUUCCAAACAUCCACAAGGCCAGCCAGCCUCCAAAUCUACCAACGAUCAUCGAUUAUCCACCCACUCCAACUCGAAUCAUCGCAUUGAAAAUAACACUCAUGUUGCAGCUACCUCGGAAAUCAAAUGCAGCCAAGCUUCUCAGGACAAUACUAUGACUACUGGAAGCUCAGAAAAAUUCUUUGACAUCUGCCCCAAGAAAACAGGGACUCCUAGGUUAAAAUCUUCACUACUUGUGCAAAACAGAGAAAAAAGAAAUGAAAUCCAGCGUUCCAACGGGGGACAACCCAUACAAGUAUUGAGGCCUGGAAUGGUUCUUCUAAAGAACUUCAUUCCCCUUAAAGAUCAGGUGGAAAUUGUGCAAACGUGUCGAAAACUUGGUCUAGGCAAUGGUGGUUUUUACCAGCCUGGUUACGGAGAUCAAGCUAAUAUGCAUUUGAAGAUGAUGUGCCUUGGUAAAAAUUGGGAUCCUAAGAGUAGCUCAUAUGAAGAACGGAGAUCAGAGGAUGGUGCUGAACCUCCUCCAAUUCCAAUUGAAUUUCAUCAGCUAGUUCAGAAGGCAAUACAAGAUACCCAUGCCCAUCAAUGUAAACAAGUGAAGCAAAAAGAUGUAGAAAGUGUCCUACCCUCUAUGACCCCUGAUAUCUGCAUUGUGAAUUUUUAUACAACCAACGGGAAGCUCGGAUUCCACAAGGAUAAAGAUGAAAGCCAAGAAAGUCUGAAUAGAGGACUACCUGUCGUCUCCAUCUCAAUUGGCGAUUCUGCAGAAUUUUUAUAUGGUGAUCAGAUGGAUAUUGACAAGGCUAAGAAGGUCGUACUGGAAUCAGGGGAUGUUUUAAUAUUUGGUGGCAAGUCUAGACAUAUAUACCAUGGCGUGACUUCUAUUCUCCCCAAGACUGCUCCACAGGCCCUGCUGCAAGAAUCAGAUCUUCGCCCCGGCCGUCUUAAUUUGACUUUCAGAAAGUACUAGCCAUCCCUGAGCAAUGUAUUUUAUCGACUUAAAUGGAAAUUUUGUUGACUUUUGGUUGUAAAUGUGGAUAUGUGAGACCUAUUAGUAUAUCAGUAUUUUUCAAAUUUCUUGAUUAAUGUUAAAGUCUCAUUUCAUUUUUCUUUA
Messenger RNA from Daucus carota subsp. sativus, 1521 nucleotides. RefSeq lists its product as uncharacterized. Bases 238 to 1377 code for a protein of 379 amino acids. Gene Ontology annotation, cellular component: nucleus; cytoplasm. The transcript has 4 exons. Gene Ontology annotation, biological process: oxidative RNA demethylation. The record is from RefSeq and is a predicted model, not a curated record. Lineage: Eukaryota; Viridiplantae; Streptophyta; Magnoliopsida; Apiales; Apiaceae. Gene Ontology annotation, molecular function: oxidative RNA demethylase activity; ferrous iron binding; broad specificity oxidative DNA demethylase activity.